AUGAUGCCAGGCACGGGCCGACCAACGCAAUUCCAUGGCGUCCCUUUCGAGGAGCGAGCCCCCGAUGGCAAAGGAGGCAAGCUACCCUUCGCCCUUGAGUAUCCAGCCGGUCACCCUGAUGCCCCGCGUGGUCAGAAACGCCUUGUCGAAGAGAAAGGCUCAUUCGGCAAAUCGACACGACGCAAAACUCCCUCUAGAACCAGAAGUGCAACUCCAGCAAAGAAAGAAAUCAACCCUACCUUGGACGGUUUUCUGUCAGCCUUGAACUACGACACUCAGCGAGCCAUCGAGUCCCCCCGGCAGGCGAAUGCAUCUACACGAAGCCAGAAUGAUGGCAAUGUUGCCUCACAUCAUCGGCCCUCGCACAACAAAGAGCCGACACAGAUCAUAGUGUCCGGCUUCGCGCCAAGUACACAAUGGGCGGCUAUCGAUACCUACGAGAAGAUUUCCCAUGGCCUGAUCUGCGAGGACUACGCUCGUCGACCACCUGCCGAGCUGCGAAGAUAUCCCAACACCCUCAGCUCACCUUCUGUCCACCCGAGAAAACUUACUGAUCCAGAGCGUGAGAUGGCUAGACAUUAUGCUGGAGGCGAAAGCUGGGUGCGGCUCACUUGCGAUUCAGCAGAAGCUGCGGACCGAGCUGUGGAGAUGUCACCGCAACAGGUUCAUGGACACUGGGUGUACGCCGAGCUAUACAACGGCACGCGGCCCGAAACUGACCUGCCCAUUCCAGUCCGGGAAGAACGCCAACGGCGAGGAUCCUUUGGAAGCCCAAAACCUCAACGCAGGCCUCCUCAGACACUGAGUGCCGCCUUCUCGCAGCAUGCGAUCAAUCAGCAACGUCCAACAUCUACACUUCCGAGGUCUUUCGGCAUGCCCGCUACUACACAGGCAAACAAUCAACGACCCAAUGACGUCGCAUCAUUUUCCUCCUCUACAGCAUCAUCGGCCACGGCCACUGGUCCGGAUGAUCCUGAUCUCCGCAACCGUCACCCAUCUCAGGCCGAAGACAAUAGGUCCUCUUCUACUACUCAAAAACUUACAAAUGCAUCGGUUCCAGAGUCCAAUCUUGCCAUGAUGAGAUAUUUUACCGACCGGCCACGCACCGUACUUCGUCCUGCAACUGAAGCAUUCUUGCCUCAGCCAACCUGGACCGACCGACAGGUCCAGUGGCUCAGAAGCUGGGGCGUGAUCCCUGGUGAUUUCAUUGGCAACGGACCUCAUCUAACGGAGAACGGCGACUUUGACUGGUCUAGAGCGAGUUGGUACUGGUGUUUCUGGAACUGGAUGGACACAUAUCUCAACACCAAUUUUUGCAAUCUAAAGGACGAAUAG
This is a messenger RNA of Letharia columbiana, 1335 nucleotides long. RefSeq lists its product as uncharacterized. Bases 1 to 1335 code for a protein of 444 amino acids. The record is from RefSeq and is a predicted model, not a curated record. The transcript has 2 exons. Lineage: Eukaryota; Fungi; Ascomycota; Lecanoromycetes; Lecanorales; Parmeliaceae.